Cooperia oncophora is the source of this 759-nucleotide messenger RNA. NCBI's taxonomy places the organism in Eukaryota, Metazoa, Nematoda, Chromadorea, Rhabditida, Trichostrongylidae. The record is from the annotation of a GenBank genome assembly.
AUGGUAAGAGUACAAGCUUCGGACAACAACUUUUUCGAACGAAUCACUCAACCGUUGGAUGUGAAUGAACCUGCCGACGACGAACUUCUCACUAUCCGAAACCUCACAUUGAAUGCCGAUCGAAAGCAGCUCGAGGCACUGUAUGUCGAGGCACUGUACACCAUUACGCACAAGGUCGGCAAGGAAGAAUGUGAGAGUCGAGAAAAUCUCUACAAAUAUGUGCGAGCCGCCUUUCAAGGGGACACUCAGCUACACAAUGCACUCAUGGAAAAAGCGAAACAAAAUAAGCCGCCGGUCGUACUUCUCAAUGUCUUGCUGCUCGAGGCUAAAGAUCUCAUAGCAAAGGAUAUCAAUGGAUUCAGCGACCCAUUUACAAUGAUGGGCGUGGUCCCGGGGAAACGAGAAAUGGCCGAGGUGAUUGAACCAAAUGAGGAAGAAGGAGGAAAAUCACCGCGAAACCAGCUGAAACGAGACAGUGUUUUGCAUAGAUUCGGCGGCUCAUUCCGACGUAAAGGACUUGGUCGUUUCUUCAAGGAAGUGGCCCAAAGUGCUCGAGCUGAUUCCGAUGACACCACUGACGACUUCUUAGGAUGUAUAAGCAUGAACCUCAGCGAUAUUCCGCCAGAUGGAAUCGAGCACUGGUUCCCCUUACAGCCUCGUUCCGAGAAGAGCAAGGUCUCAGGCAGUGUAAAGUUGAAGUACCUGUUUGAUCCUGUACCCUGUCCCCCUUGUGAGAUCUUCGACUGCUCAAAUUCUUAG